AGAGGAGAUCACUGCCAGAUUACAAGAUAUUUCUUCCCAAAAAAAUGAUUUCUGUUUGAGAGAGAAUGGUGAAGGAAGAUCCAACAGAAAGAGAAAAAGACUGCCCACCACUUCUUUGGUAGUUGAAUCAUGUGUUUAUGGUAGAGAAACAGAUAAAGAGGCCAUACUUGACAUGCUCCUCAAGGAUGAACCAAGUGAAAAUGAAGCCUGUGUAAUUUCUAUCGUUGGCAUGGGAGGCAUCGGCAAGACCACUCUUGCCCAACUUGCAUACAAUGAUGAGAAAGUGAAGGAUUGGUUUGAUAUGAAAGCUUGGGUUUGUGUUACUGAUGAUUUUGAUGUUAUGAAGAUAACCAAAACUAUUCUCGAGUCGAUUGCUUCUAGUACUUAUCAUGGUGUCAAUGAUUUAAAUUUGCUUCAAGUUGCUCUCAAGGAAAAGGUGUCUGGGAAGAAAUUUCUGUUUGUCUUAGAUGACCUUUGGAAUGAAAGAUGUGUUGAAUGGGAUAGUUUAUGCUCAUCUUUAAGAGCUGGUGCUAGAGGUAGUAAGCUGAUCAUAACCACUCGGAACAUAAGUGUUGUUUCAGUCACUAGAGCUUAUUCUAUUCAUCCCCUAAAGGAGUUGUCACGUAAUGAUUGUCUAUCUGUGUUUUCUCAGCAAGCACUAGGGAUGACAAACUUGGAUUCCUAUCCACAGCUGAAAGUAAUUGGGGAGGAAAUAGUGAAGAAGUGUAAAGGCUUGCCUUUGGCUGCAAAGUCCUUAGGAGGCAUGUUGCGCAUGAAGCUGAACCAAGAUACAUGGAUAGAUAUCUUAGAAAACAAGAUAUGGGAUUUACCAGAAGAAAAAAGCGGCAUUCUUCCAGCUCUCAAAUUAAGCUACCAUCAUCUUCCUUCCCAUUUGAAGCGGUGUUUUGCUUAUUGCUCAAUGUUUCCAAAGAGUUAUGAAUUUCAGAAAGGUGAAUUAAUCUUGUUAUGGAUGGCAGAAGGUCUUUUGCAACAUGUUAAAGGAAAGAGGCAGAUGGAGGACAUAGGCUCUGAAUAUUUUUCUGAGUUAUUAUCAAGAUCAUUUUUUCAACUAUCAAGUGACAAUUCAUCCCAAUUUGUGAUGCAUGACUUAAUUAAUGAUCUGGCUCAAUCUGUUGGAGGAGAAAUAUGUUUUCAUUUGGAUGAUAAGUUGGAAAAUGAUCUGCAACAUCCUAUUUCGGAAAAAGUUCGUCACUUGUCAUUUAGUCGUAAGUACCAUGAAGUGUUUAAGAGAUUUGAAACUUUUGACAAGAUUAGGAAUUUACGAACAUUGUUAGCAUUGCCAAUCACUGAUAAUCUCAAGAGCUGCAUGUCAGCUAAGGUUUUACAUGAUCUGUUAAUGGAAAGGAGAUGUUUACGGGUGCUAUCUUUAACUGGUUAUCGCAUAAGUGAACUUCCAAGUUCAUUUGGUAACUUGAAACAUCUACGAUAUCUCAAUUUGUCUGAUACUUCAAUUAAACAAUUACCAAACUUGGUGAGCAAUCUCUACAAUUUGCAAGUACUGCUACUACGCAAUUGCAAGAGUCUUGCUAUGUUGCCUGAAGGCAUGGGAAACCUGAUCAACCUUCGACAUCUUGAUAUCACUGCAAUUGAUGCCAACUUAAAGAACAAAACCAAUAUUGAAGAGCUGAUGAUGGCAUGGAGAAGUGAUUUUGAUGGUUUACCAAAUGAGCGGGAUGAAAUGGAUGUGCUAGAGUUCCUGCAACCUCAUAAAAAUCUGAAAAAGCUCACAGUUGAAUUCUAUGGUGGAGCAAAAUUCCCGAGUUGGAUAGGAGAUGCCUCCUUCUCAACAUUGGUGCAGCUAAAUCUCAAAACUUGCAGAAACAUCACAUCACUGCCAUCACUUGGCAGACUAUCCUCACUCAAAGAUUUGUGGAUUGGAGGCAUGAGGAAAGUUAAAACCAUAGGCAUUGAGUUUUGUGGGGAGGUUUCACAUUCUGCUAUGCCUUUUCAAUCCUUGAAAUCUCUCAGUUUUGAGGAUAUGGAAGAAUGGGAGGAUUGGUCCUUUCCAAAUGUAGUGGAGGAUGUUGAAGGAUUAUUUCCUUGCCUUCUCGAGCUUACAAUACGGAACUGUCCAAAAUUGAUUGGAAAAUUACCAAGCUUGCUGCCUUCCCUAUUGGAACUCAGAAUUUCUAAUUGUCCAGCAUUGAAGGUUCCACUUCCAAGGCUUGUAUCUGUUUGUGGCCUAAAUGUAGAGGAAUGUAGUGAGGCUGUGUUGAGAGGUGGAUUUGAUGCUGCCGCCAUCACCAUGCUAAAGAUCAGAAAAAUCUCGAGAUUGACUUGCCUGAGAAUUGGAUUUAUGCAAUCCUCAGCAGCCUUGGAAAGUUUGGUGAUAAAAGACUGUAGUGAGCUGACAUCUCUAUGGGAGGAGCCAGAGCUGCCUUUCAAUCUUAACUGCCUGAAAAUUGGAUACUGUGCUAACCUGGAGAAGUUGCCGAAUAGAUUCCAAAGUCUGACAUCUCUUGGAGAGUUGAAAUAG
Molecule: messenger RNA, 2497 nt
Organism: Vitis riparia (riverbank grape)
Lineage: Eukaryota; Viridiplantae; Streptophyta; Magnoliopsida; Vitales; Vitaceae
Product: putative disease resistance RPP13-like protein 1
Exons: 2
Coding region: 173-2497 (774 amino acids)
Biological process (GO): defense response to other organism
Molecular function (GO): protein binding; ADP binding
Source: RefSeq, a predicted model, not a curated record